Molecule: messenger RNA, 836 nt
Organism: Xenopus tropicalis (tropical clawed frog)
Lineage: Eukaryota; Metazoa; Chordata; Amphibia; Anura; Pipidae
Gene: ntpcr
Product: nucleoside-triphosphatase, cancer-related
Exons: 5
Coding region: 78-644 (188 amino acids)
Molecular function (GO): ribonucleoside triphosphate phosphatase activity
Source: RefSeq, a predicted model, not a curated record
AAUCACAGCUGAACCGGAGCUUGCAGGAACACAAGAAGAUUUCCUGACGUUAAGGGUUCCAGGACAGAGACAGUAAAAUGUCUAAACAUGUCUUCUUAACGGGACCCCCAGGGAUUGGAAAAACUACUCUGAUUCAGAAAACUGUAGUAGUUUUGAAAUCACAUGGCUAUUGCAUUCAUGGGUUUUACACAGAAGAAGUAAGAGCAGGUGGAAGAAGAGUGGGAUUUGAUGUUGUAACCUUGUCUGGAAAACGUGGUAGCUUGUCUCGAAUCAGCGCUGGUAUACCAAAAGAAAAGUGUAAAUAUAUGGUUGGACAAUAUGCUGUAGACCUUAUCUCUUUUGAACAACUGGCACUUCCGGUACUUACAGAUGUUGCCAAGGAAAAGCAAAAAUCCAUAUGCAUCAUUGAUGAGAUUGGAAAAAUGGAACUCUUUAGUCAGUCAUUUAUUCAUGCUGUCCGAAAAACUCUGGACUGUGAUACUGCUUUCAUAUUUGGGACUAUUCCAGCCACCAAAGGGAAGCCGCUUCUACUUGUUGAAGAAAUAAAAAAUAGAGCAGAUGUGAGAAUAUUUAAUAUUACAAGAGAAAACAGAGGUGUUAUUAUGCAAGAAAUAGUGACUGCAAUACAAGAAUGCUGUAAAUAAAGUUUAUGAAAUUAAGAAAAAAACACCUUAAUUUGAAAAGUUUUGCAUAUUCAUUCCUGCAGAGCGCUGAAAUAUACAAUAACACUGAAGCAGUACUUACCUACAAAAUUAGAAUUGUAAAUACGUUUUAGUUUGUACACUUCAUGUGAAAAUUAAUAAUUUACUUAAAUAAAUUUUUACUCAGCACCAAAA